Messenger RNA from Emiliania huxleyi CCMP1516, 714 nucleotides. RefSeq lists its product as hypothetical. NCBI's taxonomy places the organism in Eukaryota, Haptophyta, Isochrysidales, Noelaerhabdaceae. The record is from RefSeq and is a predicted model, not a curated record. The coding region runs from base 1 to 714 and encodes 237 amino acids. The transcript has a single exon.
AUGUAUGUGUUCGCUAUCGCUCUCGCCGUCUCAGGCUCGUCUCGACCGACGAUUCGAUCGCUUCGCACAUUGCGAGGUUGGCACUGGGAAGACAUCGCGACUCAUCUCUCCGGCAUCCGAGCGCUCCAACGCGCCAACCAUCCGUCGCGGCCAACGGUGCUAGAGGGAGAGGGCUUCGUGACGCUCGAGCAUUCCUUGGAUAUGCUGAAGGAGCUCACGAUGCUCGCUCCUCAGUUUGUCGCCCUCUCUCCGCUAGACGGGUCGGUGAUAGGGUACACUCUCACGAUUGAUCCCCGGGCCCUCCGUGCUGGCCUAGCCAGCGAGGGUCUCCACGCCUGCUACGAGCCCUUCUUCUCUAUGAUUGAGAGGCUGGAGUGGGAGGGCGCCGCGCUGGAUGACUCGCGCUGGGUCAUGGGUGGACAGUGCUGCGUGGCGGCCGGCUGGCGGCGGCAAGGCCUAAUGCGCCGCCUCUACGACGCGCAGGCUCAGGCUCUCGCCUUGGAAGAUGAGCGUCUGCUGCUUUCUGGGACCCCGCUCACGUCGGCGUCUGCCGUGGUCACGGCGAUUGACACGGCCAAUGUGCCUUCGGCGCGAGCACACGAGAGAGCUGGUUUUGUGGAGAUUGGCCGCUACAGCUACGCGGAGCGGCCCUCCCUGUCGAGUGGCGGUGGAGACGUAGAUGGGUGGUCGAUUGUGCUCCGCCCCACGGGCUGA